Messenger RNA from Moesziomyces antarcticus, 3435 nucleotides. RefSeq lists its product as uncharacterized. The transcript has a single exon. Gene Ontology annotation, biological process: regulation of DNA-templated transcription; DNA-templated transcription. Gene Ontology annotation, cellular component: nucleus. Gene Ontology annotation, molecular function: DNA-binding transcription factor activity, RNA polymerase II-specific; transcription cis-regulatory region binding; zinc ion binding. The record is from RefSeq and is a predicted model, not a curated record. The coding region runs from base 1 to 3435 and encodes 1144 amino acids. Lineage: Eukaryota; Fungi; Basidiomycota; Ustilaginomycetes; Ustilaginales; Ustilaginaceae.
AUGGUAUCGCCAAAGCCAGAGGCCUACCACGACGGCCUCUACCACCUCGCCGCCGCCGCAGAGUCUUCGCCCUCGCCACAGCCCAACCACUAUCCCGAUGCACACUCCUUUGGCCCCUACCAUCAGCAGCAGCAUCAGUAUGCUCCCAUAGCCGCUGGUCAUCGCCCCAUGCACCCACAACAACCACAGUACAGAUACUCCGACCGCAUGUAUUCGCCUUCCUCUGCCUCCGUCCCCUCCACCUCUUCGGGCUCAGCCGCGCCGCCCAAGCCCACUUCAGACGACCCCACCCUUCGCAACCCCAACGCCGACGCAGCCGCCGCCGCCAAGGAUGCAGCCGCAGCAGCAGCAGCAGCAGAGAAAAAGAUCUCGUGCAUGGAAUGCCGCCUCUCCAAGGUAAAGUGCUCCGGCGGCGACCUCUGCACGCGCUGCAAGCGUCUCGGCAAGGAGUGCUUCUACAAAUCGCACAAGCGCGGCAGAAAGUCGGACAGCUCCAAGAUCCAGAAGCUCGAACGCACCGUCGACUCGCUCAGCCGCGCGCUCGAGCACUUCUCCAAGAACAAGAUCGCCGUCGCAUCCCUCAGCUCCCAGUCGCCCGACGCCGCCGCAGUGCACAGGAUCAUCUCGCGGGCCGGCGUCGCCGACUCGGAAGACGCGUCGUCUCCGGAUGCGUACUGGAAGGCUGCGGACCCAGCUCGCAACGCCAAUCUCUCAUCGUCCUCCGCCAAUGCCAUGUCGCCGCCCGCGCAUUCGCCGCGUGCGCCCAGGCCUAACGCUUACCGCGACCCGCCGGUGCAUGUGCAUCGCCGGCCCUCGGAGGUGUUCCGCCAGCGCUCCACCUCGGCCACCUUCCAGACGCCGCAGAGCAUCGCCUCGGCCACGCCCACCUCCGACGACCCAGACGAGCCCGAGAAUCUCGGCCUGCCCACGCUCUCCAAUCCGCUCAAGCUGCUCGCCCAGGCGAGCGACUCGGCAGCAAGAGACCGCGACUCGGCCAACGAUCCCUCCGACCGCGCCACCUCGUCCGACAACAACGACGCCGCUUCGCCAAACGAUGCCGACGACGCCGCUUCCGCCAGCGGCGCAGACGCUCGAGACCAAGCCAACACCAAAUCAGCAUCUUCGACGGGCAUUGUCGCGGGUACGGCGGGGACGCACUCGGCAGCCGAUCGGGCUGGCAUGGCUACCGGCUCUUCCUCGGCGAAGCGCGAUCGGCCGGACCACGCAGGCCAGCCCAGCCUGUUCGCCACCGCGUUUGGCUCGGCCACCACCAACACCGUGUCGCGCUUCGGCCCCGGGCGCGGCAAGGCGUUCUUCGACAUGGGCCUCUUCACCACCAAGCUCGACAAUCUGGCGCACUUUGAUCCCAUCGACCGCGGCUACCUCACGCUCGCCGAGGCGCAGAGUCUGUACGCCGUGUUUAUGCAGUACAUCAAUCCGGCGCUCACGCUGCUCGAUCCGCAUCUGCACACGUUCGACUAUGUGCGUUCGUCGUCCGCGCUGCUGCUGAGCUGCACGUGCUGGAUCGCGGCCAAGUACCGCGUCGAGGCGAGUCAGAUCGCGGCGGACCUCGAGAUGCAUAUCCGCUCGAACCUGCUUCCGACCAUUCUGAUGGAGGGGUUCAGGAAUGCAGAGAUUCCGCAGGCGCUAAUUAUUCUCGCGGCGUACCAUCCGCAGAUGAACACGCUCUCCGAGGAUAAGGCGUGGGCGUAUGUGGGUUUCGCUAUCCGCAUCGCAAGCGAGCUCGAUAUGAAUAGCAGGAUCGCUACAAGGCCGAUGAAUCGCCAGGAUGAUGCGGGGUUGGCGAGGAGGUUGAGGAAUAGGGAGAGGACCUGGCUCAAUUUGUGGCUGUUCGAGACGAGCAUGAGCCAGCAUAUGGGUAGGAGGCCUACGCUGGCAAACGAUCCCGUGGUGAUGGGGUGUGCGCACUGGCAUCUGGACAAGUUUGCGCUGCCCGGCGAUAGGGCCAUGGUGGCAGUGGUGCAGCUGCGCCUGUUGAUGCUGCGCAACACGCAGCUCUUCGAAAACUUUGUCGAUGUCUCGGCAACCCAUCUGCCGGCAGAGCGAACCGCCAAGCAGGUGGAGCUUUUCCGUCGUAUUUGUGCGUCGGACCUCGAUACGUGGUUGGCGACCUGGACGGGGCCUUCGCCUCGCAUCUCGGCUGACGAUGCGCAAACCUCACCCGCAGGGACGGUGGCAUCCGAAUCCAGCACAGCCGGCUCGGGCUUGGCCAAGCCCGAUUUGCCCCCGACGCUGUCGCGCAUCCAGAGGCUCAAGCUGUACUACUGGUAUGCGCGAUUGAUCCUCGACACGAUCGCGCUCAAGUGCAGCCAUCUGGGCCUCGAGGUGCUCCGGCCGAUCUACAAGGACGCGUAUGCGUGCUGCAUGGCGUACCUCGGCCUCUUCGUCGCGACCAUGGUGCCCAACGGUCUGUUCUGGGGCCACAACUCGACCGUCGUCACGCCGGCCUACUGCGCCAUCUUUGCGCUGCGCAUCGUCGGGCUCAUUUCAACCUCGGCGGGCGCCGCGAGUCUGCAGGUAAAGUCGCUACCCCAGCGCGAGUCGGCGCAGGCGGAGGAUCUGGGCAUUGACAUUGAUGCAGAGUACACGUUCGAGAUGGUCGAAAAGGUGGCCAAGGUGUGCGAGGAAGCGGGCAAGGCUACGCCGCACAGGAGGGCGGCCGCGGGAAGCUAUGCGUUUUUCCUGUUUACCGUGCUGGCCAAGGCCAAGUCGGCGUGGAGGGCCAAGCAGAACAAACAGCCCGAGAGGGACGAGGGUGGAGAGGGCAAGAAGCGCGCGCGCGACGACGAGGACAAGGGCGCAAGGCAGGGGAAGAACGCCAAACUGCGCACGGGCAGCAGGGAGCGCAGCGGAAAAAACACAGGCGCGGCGACGGGUGGCGGAAGGGGGAAAGGCGAUGUGAAGAAUGGCGAUGCGCCGGGGCACAGUGGCUCGGCAGCGGCAGAGGCAGUGGCUCACGGUGGAGUGGUGGUGGCGCCGACGCAGGCAGGCCAGGACGCAACGAGCGAAAGCGACCACCACUUCCUGCGCCAGCUCAUGCAGUUCCAAGCGGGUCCCAGCGGUGUACAGACCGCACUCGUGUCGAGUUCAACACCCGCGCAUGGCCAGCACGCCCUGAACGCCGCACAGCAGCAUCACGCCGCGUCUGCGUUCGAGUCGUUCACCCCUGUAUCGGGCGAUGUUGCGCCGGAGUACACCGCGCAUCUUCACGCCCCGCACGGCGCCAUGGAUGGGGCGGGUAACGGCUUUGCGCCCGACUUGAACGAGGCCAUGGGCAGUGCGGCCGGAAUGGGCGUAGAGAUCGACUGGGACUUUGGAAUGCUCGACGGCUUCCUCGGCGAGUCGCUCUUUAGCGAUAUGAGCUUCAUCUCGUCCUCGGCCGGCGCCAACGGCAACACUGCCAGCAACACUUAG